Molecule: messenger RNA, 8561 nt
Organism: Chilo suppressalis (striped riceborer)
Lineage: Eukaryota; Metazoa; Arthropoda; Insecta; Lepidoptera; Crambidae
Source: the annotation of a GenBank genome assembly
UGAAAUGUUAAGCGGAGGAGUUGUGUUUGCGGUUGUUUUUUUUUAACGGUUUGUUGUUAUAAUUUGAAAUACCGUGAAUAAUUUCAUAACAACUGUGUGUGAACUGAAAUAAAUAUUAUUGUUGUGGAAUUAAAAGUGACAUAGCGACAAUGGCGACCCAACCAGAAGUCGGUGUGUCCGACUUUGUCCUGCUGGACAAUCUCACGACAGACAAGUUUAUAGAAAAUUUGCAUUUGAGGUUUCAACACAACAAAAUCUACACGUACAUCGGCGAGGUGCUGGUAUCCGUGAAUCCAUACAAAACCCUGGACAUCUACAACAUGCAACACAUGGCACAGUACCGAGGUCGGGAGAUGUUCGAGGUGCCACCUCAUGUGUACGCGGUGGCAGACGCCUGCCAAAGGGUGCUGAGGCAACAGGGCAGAGACACAUGCGUCCUCAUAUCAGGGGAGUCAGGUUCGGGAAAAACGGAGGCGUCCAAAUUCAUCAUGAAAUAUAUUGCGGCGAACACUACACAACUACAAAGGGAAUAUAUUGAUAGGGUGAAAAACGUGCUAAUACAAUCAAACUCGAUCCUGGAGACGUUCGGCAACGCUAAAACUAACCGCAACGACAACUCGUCGCGGUUCGGCAAGUACAUGGACAUCCACUUCGACUACAAGGGCGACCCGGUGGGCGGACACAUCAGCAACUACCUACUCGAGAAGAGCAGGGUCGUGGGUCUGCAGCCGGGCGAGAGGAACUUCCACGCCUUCUACCAGUUGCUGAGCACAAACAACGCGUACACGAAAAAGUACGGUCUCGCAUCGAGCGCGGUGUACAAGAUAUUAGGCAGCGAGCGAGCCACAGCGCAAGACUCCAAGCUGUAUUCCCUCACAAACAGUGCUUUCACUGCCUUGGGAUUCCAACAAAGCGUGCUCGACGAUAUAUGGAGUAUAGUGGCCGGAGUCAUACUGUUGGGUGAGCUAGAUAUCACGGAGACACCCGAGGGUGAGGUGGAAGUGCGAGGUUCCGUCUCCCCCUGCGCGUCUGCGCUGGGCGUGACCGUGGAACAGUUGCGCACUGCUAUGGGCGGGCGCGUGCUGGCGGCGGGCGGGGAACUGGUCAGCAAGCGGCACUCCUUGUCCGAUGCCAACUAUACGAGGCUGGCGCUGGCUAAGGCCGCCUAUGAUAGGCUGUUCACGUGGAUAGUGGCUCAGAUCAACAAAGCCAUAGAAGUGCCCCGUGACACAUACAAGAACACAUUGAUCGGUGUUCUAGACAUAUACGGCUUCGAAAUAUUCGACACGAACAGCUUCGAGCAGUUCUGCAUCAACUACUGUAACGAGAAGCUGCAGCAGCUGUUUAUCGAGUUGGUGUUAAAGCAGGAGCAGGAAGAAUACGCUCGCGAAGGCAUCCAAUGGACACCCGUGCAGUACUUCAAUAACCGCGUCAUCUGCGAGCUCGUCGACGCGCCGCACGCCGGCAUCAUCGCCAUCAUGGACGAGGCCGCGCUCAACCCCACCAAGAUUUCAGACAAACAGUUAUUGGAAGCCAUGGACAAACGUCUCAACGGCCACAAACACUACACUUCAAGACAACUCUCGCCAACAGACAAAAAACUCAAGCACGGCGUGGACUUCCGCAUCACGCACUACGCUGGCGACGUGACAUACGCGAUCACAGGCUUCAUGGACAAGAACAAGGACUCCCUGUGGCAAGAUCUCAAGAGACUACUACACUCGUCCAGCAACCGGUCGCUGGCAGACAUGUGGCCGGAAGGCGGCGAUAACAUACAGAAGACGUCAAAGCGGCCGCCGUCGGCAGCGACAUUGUUCCGCAGCUCUAUGGCGGCGCUGGUGACGGGGCUGCAGAGCAAGGAGCCCUUCUACGUGCGUUGCAUCAAGCCCAACCCCCAUCAAGCGCCCAACACCUGGGAUCCCACGCUGGUGAAGCACCAAGUAGCUUACCUAGGCUUAGUGGAGAAUGUUCGAGUUCGUCGUGCCGGGUUCGCGUGCCGCGUGAGGUACGACCGCUUCCUCAAGCGGUACAAGAUGCUGUCGCAAUAUACGUGGCCUAACUUCCGCGCUGGGACCGACAGAGAUGCGGCCCUUGUAUUGGCUAGAGACCUGAGAUUACAAGACAUACAUUAUGGACACACUAAGCUGUUCAUCAGGUCGGCGAAGACGCUGCACAGUUUGGAAGCGGCUCGCGCUGAACUCAUCCCGUCCAUAGUGAUCUUACUGCAGAAGCUGUGGCGAGGGACCAUCGCCCGCAUGAGAUAUAGGAAGAUGAAGGCGGCUCUCACCAUAUACAACGCCUGGAAACGCUAUCGCUACCGUCGUUACAUCGCGGAACUCCAAGCGGAAUUGGAUCGCAAUCGCGGUCUGAUCCGAACAUGGCCGCCCGCGCCGCGACGAGUGCCCGCCGCAUUAUUACACGCGGCAUAUCGUCGCUGGCGAGCAUAUUUGGUACUGAAGCCUGUGCCGAGGGCACAAUGGCCUCAGUUGCGUAUGAAGAUAUGCGCGGCCAGUGCAUUGAAGGGCAGAAGAAAGGACUGGGGCGCAGCUGCUGUCUGGUUGGGCGACUAUCUGGCCGAUGAUAACUACAACCCCAAAUCUGCUCUAUACAAGUCUGCGAUGGUGACCCUCCAGAAGUCGCAGCAGAUCGGCAAGCCUCUGUUCUCGUGCCGCGUGUACAAGUUCAACCGGCACAACAAGAUGGCGGAACGUUGUUUACUCGUCACCGACUCGCUUGUAUGCAAGCUGGACGCCAACACCUUCAAACCGUUGAAGAAACCCACGCCAAUCGCUGAGAUCGGUGCAGUCCGCGUGAUGAGCAACGACGCCCAACUAGUGGUGAUCAGCGUGCCCGCCGCCAACAACGACCUGGUGCUGGGGCUGCGGCCCCCGGCCCCGCCCCGGGACCUCUGCGGGGAACUGGUGGCUGCGCUGGCUCUGAGGCACCGCGCGUUAAAAGGCGUAGACCUCCUGGUAGAAGUGGAAAGUGGAGCUACCACCAGAUGCACUCUAGGCGGCAGACGUCGCGCCCUACAGCUUCCCUCCUCCCCCUCCACCCCAACCCCCGGGCCAGGCCCCGAGCCAGCCUUCACACACGCCAGCAACGUCAUCAUUUACCACCCGGCUUCUGCGAGGGCGUAACGUGCCCCCCUAUACCCCCUUAUUAAUAAAAUAAACAAGGAAUAAACUUAGACUAGUUACGCCGUGUUUUGUUCAUGUCAUUCAAUAGACGGAGACAAUACAUAAAGUAACUAAUCCAAGCGUAGUCUUCAUUUCUAAAUAUUGGGGAUACAGUGUAAUGUUCCCUGAACGAUAUAUAAAAUAAGAAAAGGAUCGGAUUAAAAAGAAAUGUUGUCGUGAAUGCGAGCACUGCGUGAGAUUAAAUAGUUAUUCUAAGUGCAAAAAAUGAUUUUCGAAGUGAAACUUCUUUUAAUACGGGGUGUAAAUGGAGAAAUCCUAUAGAAAAGAUGAAACGGAAAUGCGUCAUGAGCCUCACACGACUAUAUCUAUGUGUAUGUGUGUGUGUGGAAUGCGUGCGCAGCUAUUCCCGACGAGUAACUCGGCGAAGGCUGAAACGCUACGAGCGGCACACGUGACAAUAUAUUUAUUUACUAGUGGCCACCCUCGCUUCGCUUCGGGGUAGAAUUAAUCAAAAUCCUUUCUUUGCGGAUGCCUACGUCAUAAAACCUACCUGCAUGCCAAAUUUCAGCCCGAUCCGUCCAGUGGUUAGGGCUGUGCGUUGAUAGAUCACUAUGUCAGUCGGUCACCUUUGAGUUUUAUAUAUAUAGAUUUAUUUAUGAUCAGACUACAAAGGCCCAUAUAUAAAUACCUAAUACUCUAACAUAUAUACAGAUAUAAAACAUUGUCUUAAUAAAUAAAAUUAGUAACUAUGAUAGUAAACACCUAAUUAAAACGUAUAGACGGCGACAUGUGGCGUAUAUUAGAUAACCGACGAAAUUGAGGCAAAGGUGUCGAUUCUGGAACGAUUCUCUAAAUCUAAACUUAAAUUUGACAACAGUGUAUCCUUGUCAUUCUCUAUACAGAAUGAAAGGGAGAGACUGAUGUUAAAUUUAGUUUUAAGUUUAGAGAAUCACGCCAGAAUCUAUACCACUACAUAUAUAUGUGUCAUGCGUGCGCUGCUCCAUUCCCCUAUGCCUUAUGCACCGCCUUAUGGUAGGUUUUUCAAGAAAAGAAGUUAUACUUCAGAUGUGUGGUCCGUGCACACUAUUUUUUUUUAAUAACUCAAUUGGAUUUUUCAGUGGGUAUAUACAAAAAGUUUUCAAUUAUACGUACAGUUCUAACUUUUGCCAUAUUUCUAUCACAAAGGAUUGCUUAGGAUAAAUGGCAAUAAUAUCCACUAUUACUUAAAGUUAAAGUUAGAAAAAAUACUUAUAAUACACUACAAAACAAACCGACCCACCUCACGCAGUUAAUAAGUUAAUAGUCCUUUUGAAUAACCAAUCAUAGGGAAUAUUCAUUAACUUCAAUAUUAGAAAAAAAUUAUGAGCUUUUGCAGAAUGAGAACUUUCCAAACAAACGUAUUGGAAAUCAUUCAAUACGUAUAAAAAAUAAACAUUGGGAAAGAAGCGGAAUAUAAAAUCAGAGUAAUUUUAAAAGUCUUAUUGAUUUAAAAACACGAUCGCCUAUUCUACAGUGAUAAUAGUGCCUUUCACAUACGUUAUGUUGAUUGGCUUAUAAAAAUACUUAGAGUUAGAAAAAGCAUGCUGUACUCUUCAGAUUUUUAAAGAGCGACAGAGAUAUCUAUUAUUUACUUUAGAAUUCAUGUGAAUAACACCAAUAAUAAUUAACGCAUUUUAAAAAUAAUACUAAUGUAAGAAUGAGGUAGAGUCUGUGCGGAAAGAGAAUGGGCGUGGCGAAAACAGGAACUAACAUUAAGAUUUUUAUAUGGCAAUCAAACCCAGCAAUCUGUAAAACAUCAAAGUUUUGUAUUGAUACGGAUUUGUUUGUUGUUGUCAUUUCUUGCGGUUUUUUAUAUUUAAUCAUGUCUAAAAGGGGUAAAACCUUACAAAUACGGUAGAAAAGCACUACAGCGCCCUCCAAUCUAAAUCCCAUUCUCUUUCCGUACAGACUCUAGCAGCAAACAUCUUGAGCUAUACCACAGACCAAUAAACUUGCGCAUUAGACGUUUUUAUAUGUGAAUAUGCUCCUGCGCAGGCUUCCUUCUCUAUGGUCGUUUCUCAAGAAGUUAGCAAGGGUGUAUAAUUAUUCUUUACAUUUAAAAAUAUAACAUUUUUGUGUAAUAACUUUUAACUGGCGAUUUUAUUUGUUAUUGUGAUUACAAGCAUACUUAUUAGUGGUAACUUAUUUGAUAGCGAUCACGUUAAUCGCAUUGUGUAAUAAUUAAUUAGGUUAAAUUGUUAAUUCAUUGUUAAGAAUUCCUUUGCGGUUUGUAUGGUGCUAACCGUAUAAGUUUGCAGCCUGUGCUGAUUGAUGGCUGUUCAAAUCUUGUUGUCUAAUAAUUUGAUACCAAUCAAUGAAUUAAUGUGCAUUAAAUACGUAUUUCAAGCUUGAGGAAGGAAAAAUUACCAUAAACACAAAUAGGCACACUAUUUGUGUUUAUGGUAAUUUUCGAUUGAAACAGUUGAUUCAUGACCCAUGUGCUGGAAACUUCGCUAAAAAAUUUCAAAACAAACAAGUCUUUCUUUCUAGAGAAAGCGUUAUUGUGUCACAGGAAGGCGGCAAAAUCUGUCACGUCAAAUAUGAUUGAUUAGAAAAUAACAAGUUUGUUUCCAGGGACACGUAAGUUUAAGCAAAAAUCUACCUUAUUGCCUUGAAAUGGUUGUAGCAAAAUCAGUGGGUUAGGAAUCAAAUUGGCUGAUUGUACUUACAUAGGUGGACUCAGAUAUAAUAUUAUAAUUAUAACGUCUUUAUUACGUAACAAUAAGAACGAUAUUCGUAGAGCAAGCGUAUCCAUUGACGUUGUCGUGACCGUAUGAGAAUUUGGUUGGAACAAUUUGCAUCGAAUUAAUUAUCUCGACAUGGUUUGUGAGGCCGAGCACUUCUAUGAAGUUUCCAUUUUCAAGAUUGCAUUAGUUGUUGUAAAACAAAUUGACAUUAUCGGAAAAUAUUUAAAUUAGUACGUCCACCGUUCACACAACGGGCAAUAUACAAAUCAUGAUAUACAGCCUGGUGAUUCACGACGGACGGAGUCUUAGUAAUAGGGUCCCGUUUCUACCCUUUGGGUACGGAACCCUAAAUAUGAUGUGCUGUGAACUUAUAUUGUUUUAGUGUUGUACAUAAAGGAUUUUUGUUAAUUUUCUUACGAUAUAAUUAUGAGAUUUUAUUUUUUUAUGCUAAUUCCUAAUGCGGCGGAGCCGUUUUGCGUGAAUUUAUAACGCAAUAAUUUUGGUAAAUAAUAAUAAUAAACAAUAUUGAAUUGUGUUAUUUAAAUUAAUAAAAUAUUUAAAUGAAUUUAAUAAUUUUACAUUAGUAAUUUAAUAAUAAAUCGAUACCGUUUUACUGGGUAGUAAAAUUGUUGAAAAAUAAUUUAUGUUUUUAAUGGUUUAAACAUACAACGGAAAUAUCGCACAACUUAAUUAAAAUACGUCUGCGUAUCCGAUCACUUUAUCAAAAAGAAAGCAUGUUUGUAUUCAUCCAAGUGAAAUAUUAUAGUGAUAUCUUUUCCAUGAUAUCAAAAUGGACUUAAUUUGCAAAGGACCUCUGAAAUUAAUUUCUUUAUUAAAAUAUCAUAAUAAUAGAAAGAUUAAAUACUGUCUGUAUGAUUUUCAUUGUUUUUUUUUGUUUUAUGUUUUUGUUCCUAUAACAGGAGGCAAAGGCAAAACUUCACACAGCCAAAUUUUCAGUAUUUUGUAUUUUACUCUGUGAACCACAGACCUGAAAUAUACCAAUGCUUGUGUGGAAUAUUUCGUACUAGAUAAAUAUGAAUUCUGCCUAUUCGUGAAGUAUUUUUAUACGUAAUAAUUAAUUAUACAUUUAAUAUGUAGGUAUAUGCUUAUGUUUCUUUAAACAAGUUUUCAUAACAUCCAUUUUACAUCACAAUAUCACUAGACGAACAAAAAUAAGUUUCUAUAUAUUAUUAUGAAUUGAAUUUUAGUGUGUCAUUGCAAUUGAGUCCACAUAUUUAAUUACAUAUUGUGAUUUACAUCGUACAAAUCUAUAAAUGAUUGCGUUAUGGUUAAUUUAUUGUAUAAUGUUAGGUCAGUAUUAUGUAAGUAUCGUUUCGACAACGAAAUAAUUAUAUUUGUAAACGUAGGCGGGUAAAAAUCGCUGUAAAUAGUAAUAUUUACAACGAUUUUUACCAUUUUAUUUAAAUACCUGCAGUAUCCACGGCUGGAACGUAGGCAAUUUGAAAGUAAUUUGUAAUAGAGAAGUAUUCGAAGAUGUUUUUUUUUGGAAAACAGUUGAAGAGUUGGCGAACAAAAAGGUAUAAUUACAUAAAAUUUAAUUUUACUGGAGCUGAAUAAAACUGAAUGACGUACCUUCAUCAUCAUCAUCAUGAUCAGACUACUAAUGACCCACUGCUGGGGCACAGGUCUUCCCUAUAGAUGGUAUAAGGACCACGCGGGCCCAGUGUGGAUUGGCGGGUGCAACACGGAGGAACUCGAGAUAGAAGAUUUUUGGUCACCCAUCCAAUGACCGACCACUGCGAAAGUUGCUUAACUUCAACGAUCGCAGCCGAACGCGCUAACCACCUGCGCCAUCGCGCUCCUCGACAGACAUACCAUACCUAUAUUGAGCUUUUGGAAUGGUUUUUUUAUUUAUAAAUUAACACAUAAAUUAAAAUGUUUAACACUGUUUUAGACGUUUUUGAUUGAAAAUUAUUUGAGAUUCAAAUUCAACUAGUCCAAAAUCUCCGGACUGUAAAAAAAAGCUAGUUUGACCAGAUGCGAAAUUAUACCGUUUUGUUUGCCAGCUCCUCGGUCAUGAAAAUAAAAUGGGUUAAACUAUUAAAGCAAAUAUGCUACCGUAACAUAACAGGUUAUUUAAAGCGCUUCUUUGUAUUUUAGUAGGUAUAUAGUACGAUGUUCUAUAAAAGUUUACAUUUUAACAGAAACCAACCUUCGCUGAUGUUUAUUAAGGUUCUAUUUACAUUAAUAUAUACGAUUAUAUUUCAAUAUGAAUUCCCACCCGUACGAGUAAAAACUCAUUAAAUGAACAUUUCAGUUUUCAUACUUUCAGUAAAAGUGCUUAUUGAAACGGUGAUAAUAUUAAUUUUACAAAAAAUAAUUUAUUUAAUUUUUAAUAAACGCAGGAUUUAUUUUUGUGUAAGUUAUCUACUUUCUAAAUAACACUUGUCGGUUUUAAUAAGUUGGCUAUGAGGAAUAAUAGUGAAUUGGUUAUGCGAGUCGAAAUUCUAGUCAUGAACAAUUGAAUUGUAAAUUGUUCUGAAUGAAAACUUUUUAACAGAACAUGAUGAAAAUAGUUAACUUUGACUUUGUAUGAAUAAAAAAUAGAACAAAUAACCAAUUGUCCUCCCCAUUGUUACUGUAAAUGAUAAAGUAGAUGUGAUUUUAACGGUCGUGCCUUGCUGCGGUGCCAUGAGACUUGUAAACUAUUGAUUAAAAUAUUUUUUCAUUAUAU